Molecule: messenger RNA, 645 nt
Organism: Protopolystoma xenopodis
Lineage: Eukaryota; Metazoa; Platyhelminthes; Monogenea; Polystomatidea; Polystomatidae
Source: the annotation of a GenBank genome assembly
AUGGAGAAUAAGGCGAGAAAGAAGACGCUUGACGAGGAUAAAAGUCCCAGUCUCGUCGUCCUCCUGAUAGCUCUAUCCGGAUUCCUUAUGCUCAUGAUCAUCUCACUCUUCCUACCAAAGCAUGUGCAGGACCAGCUAUUCCGCCUCUUACUUCGACAGAAACCGGACCAGUCUUUUAACUAUAUCGACGUGGGUCUUUAUAAAACACGCCAUUCGAUGUACCGAAAGGAGAUCUUCUCGGCCGUCAUGCGUAAGAGGCAUUUGCUUAAGCAGAAAGCGAACGCUACCGAGGCUCACUCGGUCGCGUUGGACAAACGCCGACGGACCGGCAGCGGAGAGGACAGCCACGAAAACAGCCUCUCCUCGCUUGCUUCUCCUCGAGCCAAGGCCUUUGGAGUCUCGAGUGAGUCAGAGCUGGGCAUGGAAAUGGAGGCGAAGCAAUUAGGGUACAGCGAUGCGACCGAGACUGGCAACGACAACUGUACCAAAAGCAGGCCUGAUCGGAUUCAAGUUGAGGAACCCGGGGACUGGCAGUUGCAGAGCAUAGAAACUGCCUUCCCACAGCCGUCAGGGAAUGAGGCUGGCUGCCCUCUAUCCGGUAUCGCCAAUCCGUUGUGUGCCCAAGUAAGCAUGGCUGACGGAUAA